AUGAUCGUCGAACGCCUCCCCAUGGUCGCGCCGCCUCCCGAGCCGUGGGAGGCUGAGUACCAGCAAUGGUCCGACGAGCGCAGGCGGAAGUUCCUCAAGAAGCUGCCCGAGGGACUGGUCAACCCAAAAGCGGAGUUCGAGGAGCGGGAUCAGGGGGAGGACUUCGAACCCGCGCCGAGGGAGACGGAGGCGGACAAGACCGGGGACCAGCGGACCAUGCACCGGAGGCUGGACGAGUUCCUAUUCCUCGUGGUGCAGAAUGCAAAGACGGGGCAGUGGGGUUUCCCCAGGCGGGAGCACGUCGAGGGGGAGACGAUGAGGGACGUGGCGCGUCAGGCGAUGGAGGAGGCGGUGGGUGAUUCCAUAGAGACCUACCUGGUGGGUAACGCACCCCUGGGUCACUUCUACGAGGCCAAGACGGGAGCCGACGGCAAGGAGGGCGGCCAGGGGACCAACUUUUACCAUCGAGCGCAGUGGCUGGAUGGAACCCUCAAGCUGGAGUCCAGGUACAAGGACUACAAGUGGUUGACCAAGGAGGAGCUCGGUGCACACUUCAACGAGGAGCACCACGAAUUCAUCAAGGCGAUCUGCUGA
Messenger RNA from Micromonas commoda, 594 nucleotides. RefSeq lists its product with no specific name. The record is from RefSeq and is a predicted model, not a curated record. The coding region runs from base 1 to 594 and encodes 197 amino acids. Gene Ontology annotation, molecular function: structural constituent of ribosome. Lineage: Eukaryota; Viridiplantae; Chlorophyta; Mamiellophyceae; Mamiellales; Mamiellaceae. The transcript has 2 exons. Gene Ontology annotation, cellular component: mitochondrial large ribosomal subunit.